This is a messenger RNA of Moneuplotes crassus, 1900 nucleotides long. NCBI's taxonomy places the organism in Eukaryota, Ciliophora, Spirotrichea, Euplotida, Euplotidae. The record is from the annotation of a GenBank genome assembly.
AUUAGUACCUAAAACCUCAGAAGUUUACCACGGUUGAUAUAGAACUGAGUCAAAGAAAGAAACAGACCUUUUGGGCUCCAAAGCGUUCCAAACUCACAAGAAAAAGCUUGUGGACUACAAAAAGAAAAUGAAAAUGGAUCUAGGUAACCAAACCACUGAAGAGGAGAAAUAUCUGAAGUUGUACAAAUAGUACAAUGGCUCAUAACACAGUGGGUAAAAGGAUCAUUCACAAGUAAGAACGUGCACAGUGUCGGCUUUGAGCAUGAACAAAACCUAAAGGGGUUCGUGUUCACUGAUAUUAAGGAUGAAGGGACCAAAAGUGAGAGAGAAGCAGGAGAAGAGAUCAACCAAGCCAUCCAAGCAAGCUCAAGCGCAGGAGGAUUAUUUGCAUGGAAGUGAGUAGGAAGGCAAUCAAGGAAGUUGGAAGUCAAAGUUCAAGGAAAUCCUAAUAAGCUCAAAAAUCAUAGUGUGGUUAGGAUUAAAUCUGUUGGAAAGGAUGUCAAAAGAUAUGGUACUACUACUGGGUCAACCUUUACUCAAAAAAAGAUUGAGAUGGUAAAUAGGAGAAUGAAUUUUGAUACAAGCAAGCCAAACCCUCUAUAUUGAUCUACUUUGCAAGAAGAUCUCAAGAAAUCUUUGAUAACUCCUUGGAAGAAGCCUGAAAAUUGGUUACAUUCUUUCAAGCCAGGUGUAAAAAGUAUUCAAAGAAGUGAGAGUCAAAAAGUGUUUACUCCCAAGAUUGAUAAAUAUUAUACUUCAAUAGAUUUGAAGGCGAACAAGCUUGAAAUGAAGUCACCCAACUUCUGAUCAUCAAUGAAGGAGACUUUUGUUCCUCAGAAAAAUUAUAUUGCUGCUGAUAAAACGCAUCAAAAAUAUAAAAGGGUCUUUGGUAAAGCAAGUUUCUCAAUGGGAAACUAUGACCUCACAAAAAGAAUUCCUGAGACACGUAGGUCUCUCUUCUGCAGACUUGAUGAGGAUAGGCAGGAACGAGGGGAGGAGAAUAAGAAGAACUGGAAAACUGUAGAGAUUAAUGAUGCCAAAGUCACUCGAAUGCCUUCAAAUCUUGAACCCAAGAAUAAAACAUCUUGCCAUGCCAAGUUCUUUAAAGCCAAGAGUAAGAAGCUAAUCAAGAUGAGCUUCCAGGAGUUCUUGAAAGCUAAUAAAUUUAAUAAGGAGAAAAAGCAAGAACUUCUAGAGACACAUUACAAACUUGGAGAGAAGGAUGACAAAGGUGGCUCACUGAAUCAGGAGUUUUUAACUGAAAAGAAAGGUGAAGAAUGGACUCAUAUAAAAUAUACAGAAGAUGAGCCAGAAGAAGAGCUUCUCAGAAAAUAUUUUAAAAGACGUGAGCUAACCCAAAAUUUUACAUUCAAAUCAGAUGUACAUACAGAGGAUUUUGAUUGUAGCGACCCUACAAAGACUAGGUUGAUUGAUACUCCAAGGCUUGAUAAAACCUCCAAACUUGAUACAUCCAAAGCUUUAGUGAAAUCCCACUUUAAGCUGGGUCACCAAAUCAUGACAAGGCCCAAGACAGCCAAAGAAGUGUAUAGGAGUAAGAGUAUGCCUGUGAUCCCAGAAUCAGCAGACCCUGGUGAAGAAGUAGAUCCUCAGGAAGCAAGGAUAGCUGAAGUGAAGGCAAAAUUUCAAGAGAAGAGAGUAAAAGAAAUCAAAUCAAUGAAAAAAAUGGCUGAGCAGAACUUCAGGCGAUCUACUCAAGGCUCUUUUUAUUGAAUAUAAAUCGUACUAAAAGUGUUGAAAGAGGAAGUUGUUUGUAGAAGGGGCUAACAAAGUUUUCCUGGGGUGGGAUUUGUCAAAAAAUAGUCCUGAAUGUUUAGAAUGAGAACUAAUUGGUUUAUUUUAAUUUGAUGCUAAUAAGGAAACCUCCCAGUUAUCCAUUUUA